GUGCUGACACGGGCCAACUCAGGGCGAUUGCUGCUAGGUUGGCUUCUGCAGCACUUCGCUUGCCGUGGCUGCUGCGCUGCAUCCCCAGACCGCCCUUCCGGAAGGAGGAGCAGGACACGCCACUGGACUACCGCAGCCUGGCCGGGUGGAGUGCCCACCCGCAGCGGCUCGCUGGCCAACGUGCAGUGGAGGAUGUGAAUCACCUCGCCACCCCAGUGGGCAAAGCAGUGGAGCCACCACCUCCGGUGGCUGACCGGCCAUGCGACUGCUUCUUCGUGCACGACUCCUGCUUGACCAUGCAGGAGUCCAUGCCGUUUCUUGGCGAGUUGGCACCAAGAUGGACUGCACCCGUCCAGGAUCGCCUGCCGCAGGAUCACGUCUCAGAGCUGAGGGCGAAGGUCGACGAACAGGUGGACCUCCGUGUGGCCGCCGGCGCUGCGCCGUUCAACCACCUUUGUCGAGUGUAUGCGCCGCGGUACCGCCAGGUGAACGUGGUGGCCCUGGCGCUGUACAUGCCCCCCUCCCCUGCCCAGCGCUGGGAGGACCUUCGCGGGGCCAUCGAGCUUGCCUACAAGGAUGUGGCCACUGCCUUCGUGCAGUUUGUGGAAGAUCCUGGGAAUGCUGGGAGGCCCUUCUUCCUGGCCGGGCACAGCCAGGGAACCAUGCACCUAAUGCGGUUGGUCCAGGAGGAGGUGGAGCCCUAUCCUGCCCGAAGGGACCGCUUCGUGCAUGGAUACCUCGCUGGUCAGACGGUUCCGCUUCGCAUGUUCCAGACUCUCCGCCACGUGCGGCCGAGCAUCCGGGCGACGGACAUUUGCUCAGUGUCGAGCUGGAGGACCGCUGCCCCACAGCACAUGGUUCUCGUGCACUGCGGGAUGAUCUUUCACAAAACUGGCUGGUUGCCGCUAACAGGCAAGAUCCUGGCCACGAAUCCGGUGACCUGGGAGGCGGGAGCUGGCAAGAGAGCCUCCCAGCCAGAAGAGUACCUCGGCGCCGCCUUUCCCCUGCCGGAGAACCUGGAUCCAAGGGAGAGCGAAGGCCUCGCGUCGGGUGUGGUGCUACGCUUCGGGAGGGUCGUGGCAUCAAAGACGUCGAUCCUCGGCGCCCGCCUGAAAGCGCUCAGCCCGGUUGAUUGCGGAGAAGUGACGGUGGUGGUUGACGAGCAUUCUGUGACUCGUGUGCCCAAAUUGCCCAGUACCUCACUCUUUGCUAUAGCAGAGCACGACUGGUUGAUGUACCACGACGUGGACAUAGCCCUCUUCCAUGGCAACCUCCAGGCCAAUGCUGAACAUCGGCAUCAGGCCUGGCAAAUGCGUGGGCGCAGCCGGAUGUGA
This is a messenger RNA of Symbiodinium necroappetens, 1334 nucleotides long. The record is from the annotation of a GenBank genome assembly. NCBI's taxonomy places the organism in Eukaryota, Dinophyceae, Suessiales, Symbiodiniaceae.